AAACAAAAAAUACCUACAAUUACGACCCUCCCAAAACGCAGUGUAGCCUCCGUAUAGAUAUAUAAUCAUUAUAUUUUUCUACUUUCUUCGAGAAGUCACCUAUUGGAUAAAAAAGAAAAAGUUGGACAUUGCGCAGAAGUAGUAGGAUCAUUCUGGAUGGCUCCUCGAUUCUGAAUCUAGGACAAUCUCAGCUUCUAGUUCCACAAAAUCUACGUGUAAGGAUCAUGAUUUGAGAUAUGAUCCACCUGAGACGAAACGUAGGACUCGCCAAGAAUUCUCUUCAGCAGUCACCACCAAAUCAAACCUCGACCUGAGCAAGAAUCCCUUAUUAUUGGAAAAGACGGCAAUCAUGAUCCAAACUUCGUAACUCGUUGAAGUGAAAAAACAGCAAUCUGUCAGUACAUCAUUUCAGAUCUUUCCACAAACUUCCUGUUGGCGCCCACCAUUUGCUUAAAAAUCAGAUCUUUCAUGUUUGAUCUUCCAACAGUUACUCCUUUCAGUUCUUUGCUUGCAGAAAUAAACUCAUUGUGUGUUCUUUUGCUGGAAAGUUUAUUCGGAAAUGGCCUCCGAAACAGGGUCCCCAGAGCAAUCAUCCUUCUUCCAAACCCUAAUUAAUUCAAGAAUCAGACACAUCGCACUCUCUUUGCCUUACAUGUUAGGCCUAACUACCUCCGACCCGCUUCAAGGUUCCACAAACCCACCUCAAGAAACACAAGAUCAAACCACUGCACGUGAGUCACGUGAUAGGAUCAUCUUCAUAGACCCUUUUACAGGAGGCAUGGUCGUCAUGGAAAGUAGUGGUGGCUCAUCACUGGGAUUGGAUUCCUUGCUUGGAGAUUUAGAAGUUGGUCAACGAACUGCCUCGAAGGCCUCAAUCGAUGCCAUGCCAAGUGUAGAAAUUGUGAAUGGUGAAAAUGAUGAUGAACAGUGCGUUGUUUGCUUGGAGGAAUGGGAGACUGGUGAUAUGGCUAAAGAAAUGCCCUGUAAGCAUAAAUUUCAUGUGGAGUGUAUAGAGAAGUGGUUGAAAAUUCGUGGGUCCUGCCCUGUUUGUAGAUAUGAAAUGCCUGCGGAUGAAGACGAUGAUGCCGGCAAAAGAACUAGCGGAGAGAAUGAUGGAGAAAGGAGGAGACGGAUUUGGGUGAGCUUUAGUCUUAGCUAUGAUUGGAGAAGCGCUGAAAAUAAUCAGACCAGUGCGAGUGGGAGUCGUGAGAAUAGUGAUUCUGCAUCACAUCAUCAAGAAACGGAGGCCUAGAAACAUUUUUCCUUUGUUUGUCACCUUCAGAUAGGGCUAACAUGUGUGAACAGUCAAGUUUUUGUUGGAUAAUUUAUGUUUUCUAAAUUGCAAGGAUGAUGGUUGGAUAACGUUCUUUUCUCUGUAUAAAUGUUGUUUGGGGAUCGGAAAGUUCAAUACUUUUUGUAGCGA
Molecule: messenger RNA, 1423 nt
Organism: Sesamum indicum (sesame)
Lineage: Eukaryota; Viridiplantae; Streptophyta; Magnoliopsida; Lamiales; Pedaliaceae
Product: E3 ubiquitin-protein ligase MPSR1
Biological process (GO): protein ubiquitination
Cellular component (GO): cytoplasm
Molecular function (GO): ubiquitin protein ligase activity
Source: RefSeq, a predicted model, not a curated record